Messenger RNA from Theileria equi strain WA, 1146 nucleotides. RefSeq lists its product as hypothetical. Bases 1 to 1146 code for a protein of 381 amino acids. The record is from RefSeq and is a predicted model, not a curated record. The transcript has a single exon. Lineage: Eukaryota; Apicomplexa; Aconoidasida; Piroplasmida; Theileriidae.
AUGGAGGAUUCUGUCCACACAUCUGAGGUCAUGGCCAGUAUAGAAGUACCAAUGCAGUUUUGUUACACACUAAUACUAGGUAUAGACAUAGUUAGAAGGCUAGUACAGGAAGAUGUUAAGGUUCUUAAACUCACAGCUAAGGAGGGUACCUCUACUAACGAACUUACCUUUGAUGGUCAGACAGUUUGGGAGGAUAAGAAAAAGUUGUGCUCCUCAGCUAUCUUGUAUCUGGAUGGAGAGAAGCCCACUCUUGCAGUACUUGUUACCAGGGAUAAUAAGAAUAAUAAACAGGGGACAGUCUAUAGAUACCAUGAUGGUAAGCAGUGGAAAGAUGGUAAUGAGAAUAAACAUAAGACCAAAUUUGGUGAGCUAAAGGAGAAGUAUAAACAUACACUUAUUAGUCUCAAUAUUGUCAAACCAGAUGGAUCAAAUAUAGAUGUGCAUACAGAAACGGAAUCCGGAGUAUCUUUCAAGGGCUAUUCUCUAAAGGAAGGUCAUCAUAUGUCCUCUGUUCUUGAUGGAGAUAAGGAGCUAUGGAAAUCUUCUGGAGAUGGCCAAAAGUGUAAACUUGUAGAGUCUUAUUCUAAGGGUAACAUAACCAUCAUUUACCUCGAAACUUCUGAUAAUAGUGGCACAAAGUCUAAAUACUUUGAGAAAUUAGAUGGAGUAUGGAAGGAGAUUGAUGAAGAGCCAUUUAAUGAGAAGGCAAAGACAUUCAUUGGAGAAUCUAGAAGAGAUGGUCUUACUCUGGAUAUCGCUCAUCCUAAUAUAGUAUUGUUCCUCCAUGAGUCUCUCAGUGCGACCAAAGGGAGUGUAAUAGUCUCCUAUCUACUCCAUGAAGAUCUCAUAAAGGCUCUCACUCUCCAUGAGUCCAGAGGGUUACUUCUUCCUCCUGGUCUUCCAAAUAGUACGACAUUCUGUAUCCUCAUUAGUACAAGGUCAUCUCCUGGUUUCUUUGCUGGUCUCUCAUAUAUCUUAAUUAACCUUUCUUGUCCACACAAUUCAUCCUUCCUCGGUAUAGACACUCUUCCUCCGUUGUCAUUCCUUCACAUCCUGGCGACCUGGGAGGAAUGUUUAGGUCUCUCCAUUUUUGGUCCACAUGGACAAACACCUCAAAAUCACCAGAGAUGUUGUCCUAAAUGCUAG